AUGACAGACAAGCAAUAUACCGUUGUAAUAGAGGAACCAACUGCGAAGCUGUAUCGCAUUACAAAUCCGGGAAUUCAAAUGAAGCCUCACGACUUCACGCUGGUCAAGCAAGAAGAUGGCGACCGACAGUUGAUCUCCACCAACAAGCUUUAUGAGGCAGCAAGCUGUGAUUCAGUUGCCACUGGAUAUGAGUUCGAUUACUACGUUGUGCGGAUAAAUGACGGAGACAGCACAGUGACUCUUACACCAACUGUUCCUGUGUCUCUUUAUUUGAACCCGGUGCACGAAGAAACCAUAAAGCCUGUACUGCAGCGCACAGCUGACAAUAAGCUUCGGUCAAGUUGUUCGCUUCGCGAGGCGGUCAACUUCUUCACGACUCGCCAAGGGACCUUCAGUCAAAGUAAGCUUCAAGGAAUGAUAACAAGCACCAUGCUUUCGACGAGUAGCAUUGCAGAGGCUGGCGGAGCCAUCAUUGCUCAGGAAAAGGCUAGGGGUUUCUGUAACGAGUAUACAAAUUAUCCUCCAUUCAAUCUUUCAGCUAGCCUGGCUAGUGAUGUCUUCCCCAUUCGCGGGCUAUUGUGCAUAAGUAUCAUAGACUACUGCAAAACGCACACCGGCUCUCUCUCGCGUGAGUAUUGGAGCAACUAUGUAAGAGAGGUAUCGAUGCCUAGGGAUUUAUCUGUGACUGCAAACUCAGACGCUACGCCCUCAGCUUCCGCACAAGGCGAUAAGGCCGCUGCCACUGGUAGCUCAACCUCUAGCAGCUCUGACUCUGAUGAAGACAUCACUGUAUCUGCUCUUCACAGCGCUGAUCCUUCCGCCAAGGACACGGACUCUAUGCUAGAGCUUACCGAAUUUGCUAAAAAUGAACGAGAAAGGCUUUCUGUGUUAGGCUGCAACCAAUUCGAUGAUACAUUGAACAGACCAUUGUACAUGAACAACAUACACUAUCAGGAAGAAGGUGGGGUAUACUACUACACUAUUACAGGGAUUGUGAAAACCUGGAAACGUCGGGGUGCCAUUGACUAUGACACCACCAUCGAAUCAAAGGAUAUAGUUCGCUUCUUGCGCGAGUUUGAUUUCCGUUUCACCUAUACUCGGUCCAGUAUCGACGUAUCCGAUGGACUUGCCAUACAGCUACUAGAGCGGUACAGAGCAAACCUUUUGGCGUACGCAGCUGUUCCUGGCUAUGACAGGUGUCGCCUCCACGACUUAGCAUCUCUCUUACUAGUCCUCUAUGAGAUGCUCUUGUAUAUAGCAGGCGCUGAUAGAUACUCUGUCCCCAUUACAGAGUUCAUCAGUGGUCGACUUGGGUGCAGCUUCAAGCCAUCUACUGGCAGGGCUCGGGCUGUGAGAGACAUACUGCCGCCAUAUGCAUGUGCAAUCAUUUUGCAUUUUGAGAACUAUACAGUUGACCCGCAGGUACUGUCCAAAGUCCUGCAGAUUGACAUCUUUGCUAUCUGUAGACUUUGCACCAGCCUCUUCUGUAAGCGAACGGGCAAGGACAAUCAGAGGUAUCAGUUGAAGGCACCGGUUGUUAAGAGCGGAGAGAUAAUUAAAAAACGGCGUGGUUUACAGAGUAUAGCACUCAAGAGAUCAAUGGUAUAG
Messenger RNA from Giardia duodenalis, 1608 nucleotides. Its product is annotated as A49-like RNA polymerase I associated factor. Bases 1 to 1608 code for a protein of 535 amino acids. The record is from RefSeq and is a predicted model, not a curated record. The transcript has a single exon. Lineage: Eukaryota; Fornicata; Diplomonadida; Hexamitidae.